UAAUCCGCGUUCCAUUUGGAGCUGCUAUUUGUCCGCGCAGCUCGCAGGAACCGAGAAACCUACCAGUCAAAAAUAAAAUAAAAUAAAGAAGUCUUAUUAAAACCUACCAUUCCUUACAAGAAAUCUCACGUUCUCUUGCUAAUCCGGCCCCAUUUUCUUCACAGAACACGGAUCCCGGAAAAUAUCCAAAUGGGAACUACCAUCAUUCUCCCUUUUCUAUGAACGUCUCUGUCGUGGCCUUGGUCGAUAUCGUCUAUUCUACUAGCUUCAUUGGUGGUGUUGUCCUUUACAUUCUCGCAUUCAAGUAGAGAGACGCAUCGUUUCCCUCGAUCGAUCGAGUCGGAUGGCGAGGACUGGAAACAACAAGAAUAUACAGGCCAAGCUGGAAAUUGGGGGCUGACCACCAUGCAUUGGUGAGACUUCAUUUGUUUGCCAGGUUGAGACUGUAUUUUCCUUUCCCCAAAGAGAAAGGUACUCCUUGGGGAUAUGGGAACUGGGAAAACUAGUUUAGUACUGAGAUUUGUCAAAGGCCAGUUUUUUGAUUAUCAGGAAUCAACAAUAGGAGCAGCGUUCUUCUCUCAAAUAUUAUCGCUAAAUGAGGCUACUGUGAAAUUUGAUAUAUGGGACACAGCCGGACAAGAACGAUAUCAUAGCUUAGCACCUAUGUAUUAUCGUGGGGCAGCUGCAGCUGUUGUUGUGUAUGACAUCUCAAGCAUGGAUUCAUUUAUUCGAGCUAAAAAAUGGGUUGAAGAGCUCCAUAGGCAAGGAAAUCCAAGUUUGGUGAUGGUGUUAGUAGCAAACAAGGCUGACUUGGAAGAAAAAAGAAAGGUGGAUACUAAGGAAGGCGAGCUAUAUGCUCAAGAAAAUGGAUUAUUUUUUAUCGAAACAUCUGCAAAAACAUCACAAAACGUUAACGAGCUCUUCUACGAAAUAGCAAAGCAGCUAGUAAAAGCUUGUCCUUCUCGCCCUACGGGAAUAAAUCUUCAAAAUAGAAUGCAAGAAAGUGGGAGGAGAUUCUUUUGUUGCUCGUCAUGAGUUAUUCGCAGUCUAUAGUUUUCUUUAUGUAAUUAGUUGAAAGGUGGAACUCAGGUAAAUUUCGAUGGUGCUAUCCUCUUCAAUGAUGUUGACUCAUAUAAAAAGGAAUGCUAGCGACAGAACUGAAUCCUAAGCUUUCUAUUGUAACAAGGAAACUGAUUUUCAUUUAUGAAGAAUAUGCUAGCUGCUACAUACCUGGAUUAUUCAUCUGUCUUGCAGGUUCUAAGUUUUCUAUUACAAGAAAGUAUUCUGA
This is a messenger RNA of Magnolia sinica, 1288 nucleotides long. Its product is annotated as ras-related protein RHN1-like. The coding region runs from base 487 to 1035 and encodes 182 amino acids. The record is from RefSeq and is a predicted model, not a curated record. The transcript is spliced from 8 exons. Gene Ontology annotation, molecular function: GTP binding; GTPase activity. Lineage: Eukaryota; Viridiplantae; Streptophyta; Magnoliopsida; Magnoliales; Magnoliaceae.